This is a messenger RNA of Betta splendens (Siamese fighting fish), 2860 nucleotides long. RefSeq names its product protocadherin alpha-8-like. Bases 1 to 2397 code for a protein of 798 amino acids. The record is from RefSeq and is a predicted model, not a curated record. Gene Ontology annotation, biological process: homophilic cell-cell adhesion. The transcript has a single exon. NCBI's taxonomy places the organism in Eukaryota, Metazoa, Chordata, Actinopteri, Anabantiformes, Osphronemidae. Gene Ontology annotation, cellular component: plasma membrane. Gene Ontology annotation, molecular function: calcium ion binding.
AUGUCGGUAGCAUUGCGGACGUCUAUUGUCUCUUAUCUGGUGCUUGUGCUACUGGAGCGUUGUUGGGAGGCGGAGUGUGGGCAGCUCUCAUAUUCCGUGUCCGAAGAACUCAACGCGGGGACCUCUGUUGGAAAUAUCGCUAAGGAUCUGAACCUCAGCCUUCAGGAUUUGGAAUCUCGAAUGUUUCAAAUCCUUAGUGGAUCCAAGAGGAAAUAUUUCGAAGUGAAUUUAAAGACCGGUGUUCUGUACGUGAAUGAAAGAAUAGACAGAGAGGAGCUCUGUUCCAAGGAGCAGAAAUGCGCAGUCAGUGUAGAAGCUGUGAUUAAUAAUCCAUUAAAGCUAUAUAGACUAGAAAUAAUUAUACUGGAUAUUAACGACAACGAUCCGGUGUUCACUGAAAAAUCUCAAAUUAUAGACAUAGCGGAGAAUACUCUGCCUGGAAUGAAAUUCGCUUUGUCAGAGGCCAUCGAUGCAGACAUCGGUAAGAAUACUGUUAAUUCGUUUAAAAUAACACCCAAUGAAUAUUUUCAUCUUGCUACAAUUAAAGGAGGAGAGAGCGUGUCUGCAGAGUUGGUUUUGCUGAAAACACUGGAUCGAGAAAAGCAGCCUGUGAUACAUCUCACAGUGACUGCUGUAGACGGAGGAACUCCAGCGAGAUCUGGCACAUCCCAGGUCAUUGUACACGUUUUAGACAUAAAUGAUAACCCUCCUGUGUUUAGCAGCCCCUUGUACAAAGCUCGUAUAUUUGAGAAUGCGCCAAUCGGCACUACUGUGAUUAGACUAAACGCAACAGACGCAGACGAGGGGACGAAUGGUGACAUUGAGUAUUCACUGAGAAGCAGAGGGCAGGAUCGUAUAUUAGAGGUUUUUCACAUUGAUCCUCUGACGGGUGUGAUAACAGUGAAAGCUAAAGUCGAUUAUGAGGAAAACAAAGCGUUUGAGAUCCGCGCAGAAGCAAACGACAAAGCUCAGCCACCGAUGUCAGCACACUGUAAAGUACUGGUAGAAGUGAUAGAUGAGAAUGACCAUGCCCCUGAAAUAACUGUGACGUCAUUGCUACCUACUGUAAAAGAGGACGCAGCUGUAGGCACUGCUAUUGCACUGGUGUCAUUUAUUGACAGAGAUGGUGGUAAAAACGGAGAAGUACAUGGUAGAAUCUUAAACCAAGUCCCAUUUAAACUAGAGUCAAAUUACAAAAACUAUUAUUCUUUAGUUGUUAAUGGAAAUCUUGACAGAGAAGUUACCUCCAAAUACAACGUCACCAUUUCAGCCACAGAUGAAGGAACUCCCCCUCUGAGUAAUAUCACUGUAAUUACUGUUCACGUUGCCGAUGUGAAUGACAACUUUCCUCUUUUCUCAGAACCUGUGGUUAAUGUUUAUGUGACAGAAAACAGUAAAGUCGGGAUAACAAUUACAACGUUGUCUGUAUCCGAUGCUGACACUGGCGAAAAUGGCCUUGUGAGAUAUUCUGUAGACAAUAACAGCAACAAAGGAUCACUAUCUACAAUGAUAAAUAUCAACUCAGAAACAGGAGACAUAGUCAGUUUACAGUCUUUUAACUUUGAGGAGCUGAAGACGUUUCAGUUUAAAGUCCAGGCCACAGACUCUGGUCUUCCUCCGCUCAGCAGCAACGUGACCGUCAACGUUUUCAUCCUGGAUGAGAACGACAACAGUCCCUCCAUUCUCGCUCCCUAUUCUGAGCUGGGCUCCGUUAACAGUGAGAGCAUCCCCUAUUCUGCUGAAGCAGGAUACUUUGUGGCAAAGAUCAGGGCUGUAGACGCAGACUCUGGAUACAACGCGCUGCUCUCUUACCACCUGUCUGAGCCCAAAGGAAACAACCUCUUCAGGAUCGGAACCAGCAACGGGGAAAUCAGGACUAAGAGGAGAAUGAGUGACAAUGACCUGAAAACUCACCCCUUGGUGGUGCUGGUCUCUGAUAACGGAGAACCCUCCCUGUCGGCUACUGUGUCUAUUGAUGUGGUGGUGGUGGAAAGCACAGCUAACCUCCAGACUCCGUUCAGACAUGUGCCCAUGAAGGAGGAGAGCUUCUCUGUUCUCAACCUGUACCUGCUGAUCGCCAUUGUGUCGGUGUCCGUGAUCUUUCUGCUCAGCCUCAUCACUUUAAUAGCUGUCAAAUGUCACAGGACAGACGGCAGCUUCAGCAGGUACAGCGCCCCAAUGAUCACCACCCACCCUGACGGGAGCUGGUCUUACUCUAAGGCUACUCAGCAGUACGACGUCUGCUUCAGCUCAGACACGCUCAAGAGUGACGUAGUGGUUUUCCCAGCUCAGUUUCCUCCUGUGGACGGGGAGCUGAUCAGUAUAAAUGGAGGAGACACGUUUACCAGGACUCAGACUUUACCUAGUAAAGAGAAGGUAGGUGUUAUUCAGUGUUGACUUAAGUGCUUGUACUUAAUGGCUGGGAUAACUUGCAUAAUCUUGCUUGGUCACAGUAGAUUUUAGUAUAUAUGUAUAUGAGUAAAUAGAAACAGUAAACAAAGUUGUACAACAAGUACAUAUAGAAUCAAUUGAAAAUGUUUCUUCUGAACGGAACUCAUCCAUGAUCGCCGCUGUCUAUGGUGCUGAAAUUACUCUCCUAAAACAAAGAUCCUGUUAAAGCGUCUAGAUUUUUUAAUAUUACUCUCAGUAGUAGUAGUAGUAGUAGUAGUAGCAGCAGCAGUAUGUGAAAAUCUCCAAAAUCAUCAUGUAAUUAAAAAAAUAAAAAUAAAAAAUUUUAAGAGAUUCGCUCAAACGUAAAAGUAUUUUUUUUCCCGCAAACAUACAAAUUUGUAUCUAAUUGCUGUUUAAAUGUAAUUGAAUUGGAUAAAAAUUAACGGGAGCCUAAAAUAUCAUACACUAA